CCUUUAAAAACGUCUCGCGCUCCGAAGCCGCUACUCCCGGAGGAGAGUUUCGCAAACUCGCAGUCAUGGCACAGGCGGACAAGACGAGUGGAGAUCACGUUGGAUUCCCCUUUCCAGACAUCAUCGAGCUUAACGUUGGCGGCCAGGUGUAUGUGACGCGGCACGCGACCCUGCUAGCUGUGCCGAGCUCGCGCCUCUGGACCAUGUUCAGCCAGCGGAGCCCCGCGGAUCUCAGCAGAGACAGCAAGGGCCGCUUCUUCAUAGACCGUGACGGAGCUCUCUUCAGAUAUAUUCUGGAUUACCUGCGGAAUUUAACGCUUGUGUUGCCAGAUUAUUUCAGGGAGAGGGCGAGUCUCCAAAAAGAGGCAGACUUUUUCCAGCUGCACGAUCUAUCUAAACGUCUCCGAUCCUCGACGAGCAAAGAAAACUCCCCGAGCGAGGAGGUGUGUCGUGGCGAUCCUGAGGAAGCUAUGCUUGGAGCUCUUGCGAGCACGAGCCUGGCUGCGUCUCCCGGCAGCACAACAAACCCCUGCUCCCCUUCUCUUGACCCACGGAAGUCGGGCUACAUCACCAUCGGGUAUCGCGGUUCCUACACCAUCGGGAGGGACAUUCAAACAGAUCACAAAUUCCGGCGCGUGGCGAGGAUUACCGUGUGUGGAAAGACGUCCCUCGCCAAAGAAGUUUUUGGCGAGAAUCUGAACGAGAGCAGGGACCCAGACAGACCCCCGGAGAGAUACACAUCCCGGUACUACCUGAAGUAUAACUUCUUGGAGCAAGCCUUCGACCAGCUCUCAGAGGCAGGCUUUCAUAUGGUCGCGUGUAGCUCCACAGGCACAUGCGCCUACACAAGUAACGACCCAAACGAAGACAAGGUGUGGAGCAGCUAUACCGAGUACGUCUUCUGCCGGGACUGAAUGGUCUUCACACGCGACCGCUCUGUCGAAAGCUUUUAGCCAUCAAGAAAUAUCUAUUAGCCUACCAAAAUGUAAACGUCUGCAGACGACAGUGGACCUUUAUGCGCAUAGUCUAUUUAUGAUAAUGGCGAUUUUCUAUCCAGACAUGGAAUUUAUUGCUUAGUUCUGUGACCUGUUAAUAGUUAUAUUCAUAAACAACUUCAGAUUUUGUUUAUUACAAGUUGUUUGUAAAAAAAAAGUCAAUCUUUAAUGCUUUAUUUUGAUUUGAGUGUUAAUUUAGACGCUCAAAAUCUAUAUUUGUCAAACACCUGACGACUUUGUGUGUGUUUAAUGCCAGGGUAAAUGAGUUGGACAGAGAGACUCGAGCAUCAGUUCCUCUGUGUUUCCAGAGCUGCACUGCCACGACGACUUCUUCUGGAGAUCUUAUUACAUUUUGCCUUGUUUAUGCCGUGCCAAAUUUAAUAUGGGAGCAGUUCACUGCCCAGAUAUGCUUUGUUUGCCCUCUCCCAGCAUCUGUGGAGUCACAAAUACACAUGCGCGCACACACACACACACGCACACACACACACACACACACUGGCUGAGGCAGAUUUUUUUAUGGAAACUAUCAUAAGUGUUUAUACUAGAAUUUUGUAUAUUUAAAGAAAGCUUUAAUCUGCUAUUUGUAUGUGUGUACGUCAGUCCAGUACGCUGUGUUUAUGUCUGUGUGUGCCUGCUUGCCUGCAUGUGUGAGUUUUAUGUGUGUGUGUGUGUGUGUGGGUGCCUGUGUGUGUGAGAUUUUU
Messenger RNA from Alosa alosa (allis shad), 1696 nucleotides. It is a transcript of the gene kctd12.2, whose product is annotated as potassium channel tetramerisation domain containing 12.2. Gene Ontology annotation, cellular component: presynaptic membrane; postsynaptic membrane. The transcript has a single exon. NCBI's taxonomy places the organism in Eukaryota, Metazoa, Chordata, Actinopteri, Clupeiformes, Clupeidae. Bases 66 to 914 code for a protein of 282 amino acids. Gene Ontology annotation, biological process: regulation of G protein-coupled receptor signaling pathway; protein homooligomerization. Gene Ontology annotation, molecular function: protein binding. The record is from RefSeq and is a predicted model, not a curated record.